AUGGCGGCAAGAAGGGUGUGUAGUGCGGUCCUGGCCAUUGGCCUGCUGCUGGCCGCCGCCGUCGCCGCAGUGCCGCCUCAUCUUCAGCUGGUGACUGACACUGACGGUGGUUUGUCGCUGGACUUCCACGCGGCGUCGUGCCCGCAGCUGGAGGGCAUCGUGCGCGCCGCCGUGCAGGCCGAGCGAGGCCAGGACGUCCAAGUCACGGCCGGCCUCCUCCGCAUCUUCUUCCAUGACUGCCUCCCCCAGGGGUGCGACGCUUCCAUCCUUCUGGACGGCGAGAAGUCCUUUGGUCCCAACGCUUCGCUACAGCCACGGGCGCUGCAGCUCAUCGAGAGCAUCCGCGCCAAGGUGCACGCCGUGUGCGGCGCCACCGUCUCCUGCGCCGACAUCAUCGCGCUCGCCACCCGCGACGCCGUCAGCCUGGCCGGAGGUCCGUCCAUCGCGAUGCCCCAGGGCCGCACCGACAGCCUCAGGCCGGCCACGAACGCCGAGGUAAACACCUCCCGUCGCCCUUCUCCGACGUGA
This is a messenger RNA of Miscanthus lutarioriparius, 528 nucleotides long. The record is from the annotation of a GenBank genome assembly. Lineage: Eukaryota; Viridiplantae; Streptophyta; Magnoliopsida; Poales; Poaceae.